This is a messenger RNA of Baudoinia panamericana UAMH 10762, 1154 nucleotides long. RefSeq lists its product as uncharacterized. Gene Ontology annotation, molecular function: proton-transporting ATP synthase activity, rotational mechanism. Lineage: Eukaryota; Fungi; Ascomycota; Dothideomycetes; Mycosphaerellales; Teratosphaeriaceae. The coding region runs from base 7 to 921 and encodes 304 amino acids. The record is from RefSeq and is a predicted model, not a curated record. Gene Ontology annotation, biological process: proton motive force-driven ATP synthesis. The transcript is spliced from 3 exons.
GCCGAUAUGCUGUCGCGAGCUGCUCGUCCCGCCUUCAAGGCUGGUGCGGCCGUCGCGCUGCGACCCGCCGCUGCCGCCGCCACCCUCCCCAUCGCCCAAACCGCCAACUAUGUCACCCUCCGCGAAAUCGAAGGCCGCCUGAAAUCCAUCCGCAACAUCGAAAAGAUCACCAAAACCAUGAAAAUCGUCGCCUCCACCAAACUCACCCGCGCCCAACGCGCCAUGACCGAAUCCCGCUCCUACGGCCAGACCUCCAACAAAGUCUUCGAGGAAGCCGAGACCAAGCCCUCCGAAGAGGCGGGCAAGACCCUCCUCGUCGUCUGCAGCUCCGACAAGGGCCUCUGCGGCGGCAUCCACUCGGGCAUGACCCGCGCCACCCGCCGUCUCAUGAACGAGCACCCGGGCGACUACGACAUCUGCGUGUUGGGGGAGAAGUGCAAGGCCCAGCUCAGCCGGAGCAAUGCGAAGGAGCUCAUCCUGUCGUUUGCGGGCGUGGGCAAGGAUGUGCCGACUUUCGCCGACGCGCAGGCGAUUGCGGAUCAAAUUUCGCUGUUGCCGACCGACUACGCGAGCAUCAAAAUCAUGUACAACAAGUUCAUCAAUGCGCAGUCCUACGAGCCGACGGUGGUGGAGGCCUACUCGGAGGAGGCGAUUGCUGCGUCACCAAACUUCGCCGCCUUCGAAAUCGACGACGAGGUCCUCGCCAACCUCCGCGAAUACGCCCUCGCCAACAGCAUCUUCUGGGCCCUCGCUGAAGGCCACGCCUGCGAGCAGUCCGCGCGCCGCAACGCCAUGGACAAUGCGUCGAAGAACGCCGGCGACAUGAUCAGCAAGUUCACCAUCCUGUUCAACCGAACCCGACAGGCUGUCAUCACCAACGAAUUGGUGGACAUCAUUACUGGUGCUUCUGCGUCGGAGUAAGCGGGACAGGAAGAGGGAUAGGUGGUUGUGCGUGGCAUGUACAUAGUAGGGGCUUUUUAGCGAAAUGUAGUUCUUCCCCCGCUGUCAUCUGUUUUCUUCACUCCUCCCUACCUUACCGGAGCUGCUAGAAAGCCAGAUUUCGUGCAAGCCCGCUCUGAACGAUCGCAUCAUGUCCAAGAUUGUUUACGCAUGUAGAGAUCGUGCCGACAUAGUGUAUAGUUCCUACCGUCACA